CGCAUCUGGACACCAGCCAGUCGGUCCUCUAUAAUAAGACUACACAGCCCCGGCAUUAUGUCAAUUUUCUCAAAGAUGUUGCUCUUUCGAGCGGCUGGCGGACGUCACUAUAGCGCUGCGGCCCAGACUCAACUCCGGGAUAUAUUGAGCACACAGCUGGCAGGGAUCAAGGAAGCGGGCACCUUCAAGGCAGAGCGCAUCAUUACCUCCUCACAGAGCACCCAAAUCACAGUCCAAGGCAGCGACAAGAAGAUCCUUAACUUUUGUGCCAACAAUUAUCUUGGUCUGGCGAACAACCCGGAGAUCGUGGAGCACAGCCAGAAACUGCUGGAUCAGUAUGGCGCCGGUCUUAGUUCGGUUCGUUUCAUCUGCGGCACUCAGGAUAUACACAAGGAGCUGGAGCAAAAGAUAGCCAAAUUCCAUGGUCGCGAAGAUACCAUCCUGUAUGCUUCCUGCUUUGACGCCAAUGCCGGAAUCUUUGAGGCCAUUCUCACGCCGGAGGAUGCUGUGUUCUCCGAUGAACUGAACCACGCCUCGAUCAUUGACGGCAUUCGAUUGUGCAAGGCCAAGAAGCAGCGCUACAAGCACCGAGAUUUGGCCGACUUGGAGCAGCAGCUGAAGGGCAGCGAUGCUCGACUGAAGCUUAUUGCCACUGAUGGUGUCUUCUCCAUGGAUGGUAACAUCGCUCCUCUGGCCCGUAUCGUUGAGCUGGCAAAGAAGUAUAACGCCUUGGUGUUUGUGGACGAAUGCCAUGCCACGGGUUUCUUUGGGGCCACGGGCCGCGGUACCGAGGAAUAUGCCAACGUCAUGGGUGAAGUGGAUAUCAUUAACUCAACGCUGGGAAAGGCCCUGGGUGGUGCUUCCGGUGGAUAUACAACUGGUCCCGCUGAGCUCAUCACUUUCCUGCGCCAAAAGUCCAGGCCGUACUUGUUCUCCAACACCUUGCCUCCAGCCGUGGUGGCCGUUGGCCUUAAGGUCAUGGAAAUGCUGCUGAAGUCCAGUGAGCUCACCCAGCGCGUCCAGAGCAAUACGCAGCGCUUCCGUGAGGCCAUGACCAAGGCGGGAUUCACCAUAGCCGGUGAAAACCAUCCCAUAUGCCCCGUGAUGCUGGGCGAUGCUCGUCUUGCUUCGAAGUUUGCCGAUGAGAUGCUAGGACGUGGAAUUUACGUCAUAGGAUUCAGCUACCCAGUGGUACCCCAGGGCAAGGCUCGCAUCCGUGUCCAAAUCUCGGCUGCUCACACAGAGGCAGAAAUCGAUCGGGCCAUCGCUGCCUUCAUUGAAGUUGGUCGCUCUUUGAAGGUGAUCCAAUAGGAUAAAGGAUAUCCUAACACCAAACCUUGCAUUUAUGAAUUAUUUGUAAAAGAAAAAGCUGCAUUU
Messenger RNA from Drosophila serrata, 1377 nucleotides. It is a transcript of the gene Gcat, whose product is annotated as Glycine C-acetyltransferase. Gene Ontology annotation, biological process: biosynthetic process; L-threonine catabolic process. Gene Ontology annotation, cellular component: mitochondrion. Gene Ontology annotation, molecular function: pyridoxal phosphate binding; glycine C-acetyltransferase activity. Lineage: Eukaryota; Metazoa; Arthropoda; Insecta; Diptera; Drosophilidae. The record is from RefSeq and is a predicted model, not a curated record.